ACUAAUUGCAAGCGCUGGACACAGAAUUUUCAAAACCAAAGGGUGGAGGUGCACUUGAAAUACGGUUCAAUAUAUACAAUGGGACCUUAUCUGAUGUAAGCGCCCAACACGACUGUGACUCAUGCUGGUGACCUGCUUGCAUGCGAUCCAGUCAAAUGAUCACUGCUCUCCGCACGCUCCCCCGGGACAGAUGUCACGACGCUCGAGUAAAACAGUACGUCGCGUAUAUUGAUCUCAAUAGUCCCACCCUGUCUCUACACAGCCCGCACCUUCACUGUGCCCCAGAAUUAGCCACAGUUUUAUACCAGUGUUACAGUACAUUCUGAAAGGACGUGUUGCUAUCAUUGGAAUGGUGGAUAUGGAGUAGUGGUUACUUGGAACAGACAUGACAUGCAAAAUUGGCCAUCUUGAAAUGACAGCCUUCUGCCAAUUUCUCCUCAUCCUGCUGCUAGUGACGCUGACAUCAGCAGCACACCACGGGAGCUGUGGCGACAGCUGGUGUAGCUGUAACAAUCACACCAAACAAGCAACAUGCAAUGGUCACGGAACGAAACUGACAUAUAUUCCAAGGCUACCAGAAUUCAUAACUGACGUGGAUUUCUCAGGCAAUUUUCUUCCAAACAUUUCCUCAAAAACUUUCAAGAAUAUUAAAUCACUUCAGUUGAAAAGGUUAACUCUGAGAUCAAACAGGAUAAGGAGCAUGUCAGCUGACUCAUUUAUUCAUCUAAGUACUUUAACAGAGUUGAAUCUUGAUGACAACAGUUUCUCAGGAAUGUCUUUAGCUGGAACAUUCCCGACUUUGAGCCAUCUUCCUCUUGUAAAGUUAUCGCUUGUGCGACUAAAGUUGAAUGAUUCACACAUCUUUCAUCAGUUACAUAGUCAUACAAUGAAGUCCAUAGACCUAGACAGAAACGACUUAAAAAGUUUUAAACAAACCGAUUUUAGUGGCCUCUUCAACAUCCAGAAUUUAUCUUUGGCGCACAAUUCCAUCCGUGAAGUAAAUCUGGCGUACACCCCAUCGUUACUGGCGUUGAAUCUGAGGGAUAACGUUAUUUCAACGUUUCCUAAUUUUUGUACGACAAAUGGGUCCUUUUUCCCAGGCCUUGGAACACUGAAGUUGGACCACAACUAUAUAUACAAACCACUUGAGGGCCGUUACAUUCAAUGCUUAAAGAAUUUGGCUGUCUUUUCUGUCAACAACAACCACAUUCAGGAAAUAAAGCCAAAUUCAUUCUCUGAAAUGCCAGCACUGACUGACAUAAUCCUAAGAAAUCUCGGAGGAGGCAACCUUUAUAUUGACCAAUAUGCUUUCAAUAACAGCAAAAUAGAAUACAUUUCUUUAACAUCGUGUGGUAUAAACUUCAAGAGACAAGUACACAAAGAUGCAUUCAAAGGAUGCUCCAAUCUACAGUCAGUUGAUGUUUCCUUUAAUAAAUUUUCAAACACAUCCAACCAGGACCUAAUUGAUUGGUUUGGACACUUAAAAUCUUUAACAGGAAUUGGCCUUGGAAGCUGUGGAAUCAAAUCGUUUCCAACGUUUGUUUCAGUUUACUUAGAAAACUUGCAAUACUUCAAACUGUAUGGAAAUGGCAUUGAUGAGUUACCCAUAGGUGCGCUGACACCUUUAAAGAAUCUUACCCAUAUUUGGCUGGCAAGUAACCGAUUAGCCAAAAUAGACGAGCGAGUGUUUACCUCCGAAGUCCAACAAAGGCUUCAAGUGGUUGAUUUAAUGCACAACCCAUUUGCAUGUAACUGUGAACUCCUCUGGUUCCUCAAGUGGACAAAGUCCGAACCUCACAAAUUCAAAGACUAUCCGGAGAAGUAUGUGUGUUCCAGUCCUGGGGAAAUGAGAGGAAGAAUACUCUCCAAAGUAGAUCUGUCUGAACAGCCUUGCCUUCUCCCUUUCCCUGCUAUCUUUGCCCUGCUUGGAGUCUGUGGGAUUGUCUUCCUUGUCCUCAUCUCAGGGUCUAUUACGUAUAGAUAUCGAUGGCACAUUCGUUUUUACAUGUACAGAAGAAGAUACCAGAGAGGGGAAUUUCAACGACUUGAAAACAUAGAGAAUACAUACGAUGCUUAUGUAAUAUAUAGUUUGGAGGACAUCAGAUGGAUCAAGAACGAACUCAUUCCCACAGUAGAGGGAACACAUGGUUCCAGAUUGUACAUUCGUGACAGAGACUCUUUGGCUGGUAUCCCUAUCGUCGAUAACGUUGUUAACAAUAUGAAUGUUAGUAAAAGCAUCCUGAUUCUUCUGUCGAAUGCCAUGGCCAGAGAUGAGCAGUGUCAGUUCGAGCUGAUGUUUGUCCAGAGACAGCUGGAAGGGGAAAGGAAUCCUAUCAUCCUGGUCCUGCUGGAGGAGGUGCAGGUCGCCAACAUGACUCAGUCUGUGUACGCCCUGGUCAGGAUGCAUCCCUUCAUCCCCUGGGGGGACGAAGAGGAUGCCAGAAGAUUCUUUUGGGAUCGCUUAGUUUUGUCACUUAAUACUGAACGCGAAGUCAGGCCAGAUGUUGUCGAUGCAUAAUUUAUUCACUUUGACACUUUGGAUUAAUUGCGGAUUCUAAGAGUGUGUCUAAGUGUUCUAAGUAAGGUGAAUGUGAUUAGCGUGACAGUGGCGAUACGAAAAUUACAUGGAUGCAUGUUUUUCAGAAUUCAUCCCAUAGAAAUAUGUUUUUGUACAAAUUGUACUAUUGCAGUAUAUUUUGCUUGAUUGUGUGCACUUCACAGUCGCAGGGGAUUCUUAUGUAAAAGCAGAAAAUCUGAAAAAACAAUUACCAUGUAAGCGGGCAUCUGCUCCUAAAGUAUCUUAAACAAUUUGGUCUGUGUCAAUAUUGUGAUAAUGUGUUAAAAUUAUUAUCAUGUGUAUCAUAGUUAAUGUAUAUGCAUAGAUUUUACUAUACUUUGUUGUACAUUGAAACUUUAUACUGAUAAAAAUUUUUUAUCUGUG
Messenger RNA from Haliotis rufescens (red abalone), 2941 nucleotides. Its product is annotated as toll-like receptor 3. NCBI's taxonomy places the organism in Eukaryota, Metazoa, Mollusca, Gastropoda, Lepetellida, Haliotidae. Gene Ontology annotation, cellular component: membrane. Gene Ontology annotation, molecular function: protein binding; transmembrane signaling receptor activity. The coding region runs from base 386 to 2518 and encodes 710 amino acids. The transcript is spliced from 2 exons. The record is from RefSeq and is a predicted model, not a curated record. Gene Ontology annotation, biological process: inflammatory response; immune response; toll-like receptor signaling pathway.